GGCAGAGCGACAGGUGCGCGACGACUCAAGCGGACCCUUGUUUUUUUACAUUUCUUUUUUUGUAUAAUUAACACCUUUUGUGAGUUACUUUGCUUCCAAAAACCUAAAGGAUAUAUUCGAAGGGAAAACCAAAGGACAAAACUUUGUCAAAAACAAAACAAGCCUUGUUUAAAGAGGAAAGGGGAACAAAAAACCCUAAAAAAAAAAAAAAAAAAAAAAAAAAAAAGAAGUGAGACAUUCUUGCUUUGAAAGCAGGUGGACGUCGUCUUUUUCUGACUCAGUUCAAAGGACAGAAGUUGAAAUGGCCAACUCGGGUCUACAGAUGCUGGGCUUCUGCCUGUCCCUCCUGGGGAUGAUUGGACUGAUAAUUGGCACCAUUCUGCCGCAGUGGAAGAUGUCUGCGUACGUCGGGGACAACAUCAUCACCGCCAUCGCCAUGUAUGAAGGACUGUGGAUGUCGUGCGCCUUCCAGAGCACCGGCCAGAUCCAGUGCAAGGUGUACGACUCGAUCCUGCAGCUCAACGCUGCCCUGCAAGCAACCCGCGCACUCAUGAUUGUGUCCAUCAUCGUAACGGUGGCCGGUUUGGGUGUCGCCUGCAUGGGAAUGAAGUGCACCAACUGUGGAGGAGAUGACAAGGUUCGCAAGUCCCGCAUCGCUAUGACCGGUGGCAUCAUCAUCCUGAUUGGAGCUUUAUGUUCCGUCGUAGCCUGCUCCUGGUACGCUCACGACAUCAUCCAGGCCUUCUACAACCCCUUCACUCCAGUCAAUACAAAGUAUGAGUUUGGAUCUGCCAUCUUCAUCGGCUGGGCCGGAUCGUUCCUGGCAGUAAUAGGAGGUGCCAUGCUGGCGGCGUCGUGCCCGAGGGGCAAACCUGAACCCAAGUAUCCCAUGUCCAGACCACCCAGCAGCAAAGAAUACGUUUGAGGCCGACAGAACCUCAUUGUAAAUUUUGAAGGAAGGUUUUAGAUAGUUUUUUUUCACAUUAAACUCAGAGAUUGAACGGUGCCUCCAAAGAGCACCGAUUUAAAAUUUCUGCAGGGCUGUCCUGUCAUAUUACUGUAAUAUUUUACCAAAACUCAUUCAAGUUUUUAAGUGACGGCUGUUUACUCGAGCGCGUUGGUCUGGCCUUGUUUGUAACGAUAGUGCUUCCUUUUUUUUUUUAAACUCGUAUGUAUGCUGUGUACUCAGCUGAUAACCGUAAAGCACUACGUUUCUGAAAAUGCAUCCAUCAUCUACAACUUUAUUUUAAAAAGCAGUUUUCACCACAAAGUGCUUUUGAAGUAUUUUGUUAGUUUUCUAACGAUGCUGAGUAACAAUGAUGCUCUAAUAGACAACUGUUGACCAAUGACUGAUCAUAUUUAGUCUUGUGCCUCCAAAGCAGCUUUUCACCCAUAUUCGGAUGUACCUGCUCCUUUGCUGUUGCUCAUCCUUCAGUACCGCUGCGUUUAGGACAGAGGUGGUAGCUGAACAACAAUGACACCUUCUACUCGCGUUGCCAAUGUUUUAAGUUGAGACGGGACAAAUGUGGAGCCAUUUGUCGAACUUGUCUGUAUGCAGUGCGUUUUUGUAAAUGGGCUGUGGUUUGUGCUUGUUUUGUUUUUAAUCUUUGGCUUUUAAAAAUGUAUUUGUUGUACAUAAAAUAAACAUUUGGAAACGUA
Molecule: messenger RNA, 1659 nt
Organism: Cololabis saira (Pacific saury)
Lineage: Eukaryota; Metazoa; Chordata; Actinopteri; Beloniformes; Belonidae
Product: claudin-7-B-like
Exons: 4
Coding region: 302-925 (207 amino acids)
Biological process (GO): bicellular tight junction assembly; cell adhesion
Cellular component (GO): bicellular tight junction; plasma membrane
Molecular function (GO): structural molecule activity
Source: RefSeq, a predicted model, not a curated record